CUUAUUCAUCUUCUCCGUCACACUAAUAUUGUAGAAAAGUCAUUUAUAUAAGACCAGAAGAGAGGGGAUAUUUCCAAAAUGCCUGAUAUAGAAGCCAAACGUCGAAAACUUUUGUCAGUCGAUGCUCGUCAUCCAUCGGACAUGCAUCAAGUGGAGUCUCAACAAAGAUAAUUUUGUUAAUAUCAACUGCACAUAUAAUAUAAGACAUAUAUUUAUAUAUUAUAUAUAUAUAUCAUCAUCAGAAAAAUUAGAACGUUCUGUGUAACGUUGGAUGUGAGAAGAAGUUUACGAUUUUUACGAAGUAAAAUAAGUGUUGGUUACCUGCUGUUACGGAUUCGUCAUAACUAGCUGAUUGUAACAACUGUCAAGACAACAAGAUGUACGCUGAAGAUCAAAAUAAUUUUAUAUUAAACAAUAACGUAAAUAAUGGUUGGAUUGAUUGUACAUCAAACUCUACUUCGUCAUUCGGACAUGGAUCAAUGAUAACUCAGCAACUAGUGUCACAAGAUGCGCAGCAUAUGCAAGCAGUGCUUGGACAACCAUCCACAUCUACCCCGGAAACGACUAUUUUGAAUCAAGCAAACGAGAAAAAACCAACCAAGGUGAAACGUACCAGAACGGCUUAUACCAGCACCCAAUUAUUGCAUUUGGAAAGAGAAUUCCAAAAUGGACGGUAUCUUUGCAGGGCGCGACGCAUUCAAAUAUCGGCGUCACUCAAUCUGACAGAAAAACAAAUUAAAGUGUGGUUUCAAAAUCGGCGGAUGAAACACAAAAAAGACAACAAAUGCGACGUCAUAUCGUUUAUGCCCAGUGACCAAACUGAGCUCACAGGCUGUUCAAGUAGUACAUCUGUCUGCAAUGAUACUUUCAAUAUAAUUACAAAUAGCCCGAAAUCAUCGUUGAUUUUGAAUAAUUUCAACGUGCAAGCCAAUCCGUCCUGUGCAUAUCCUAGCAACAUAUCGCAGGAUAUAUUGCAGUACAGUUAUCAGCACAAUUUAUCUGCAACACCAAGCCAUGGAAUCAGCAACAAUCAGCAACAAUCAGCAACAAUCAGCAACAAUCAGCAGCAAUCAGCAGCAAUCAGCAGCAAUCGGCAACCAUCAGCAACAAUCAGCAACGAUCAGCAACAAUCCAAGCAACAAAAUUAUUCUAGUGCAACCGCAACACAACCGCAAAACUUAUACCUCUUAUCAAGUGCAUCCUAUAAUUGUCAACAACAGCAAAGUUUUCAUUCAGAGCCAUUUUCACUUCUAACUGAUUACACCGUUAGUCCGCAAUUAGACACUAAUUAUGUUCAGCAAGAGUCGCAAUUAGACAAUCUGAAGCAAUACGAACACAUGCAGAGCAAUAGUAAUUCAGAUCCUGCACAAAUACAAAAUAAUUACGCUAAUGUUAUGUCUAACGACCCAAAUGAUAUUAAUGUUGUCAUGUCAAACAAUAUCACUUUCAUGCCAGAAAGUGAAGAAAAUUGUCAUAAUGACGCACCUUUACCCCCUUUUUCAUCUUAUUUUAUUUAGAAAUUUUAUUUAAAUCAAAUGACAAAAAUAUUACUCAGUUAAUUCUACAUCAAUUCUGCAG
Messenger RNA from Odontomachus brunneus, 1578 nucleotides. RefSeq names its product homeobox protein Hox-B2a-like. The transcript has 2 exons. Gene Ontology annotation, molecular function: DNA-binding transcription factor activity, RNA polymerase II-specific; DNA binding. Bases 378 to 1517 code for a protein of 379 amino acids. The record is from RefSeq and is a predicted model, not a curated record. Lineage: Eukaryota; Metazoa; Arthropoda; Insecta; Hymenoptera; Formicidae. Gene Ontology annotation, biological process: regulation of DNA-templated transcription.